Dromiciops gliroides (monito del monte) is the source of this 2564-nucleotide messenger RNA. RefSeq names its product cerberus 1, DAN family BMP antagonist (gene CER1). Gene Ontology annotation, molecular function: morphogen activity. Gene Ontology annotation, biological process: determination of heart left/right asymmetry; signal transduction involved in regulation of gene expression. Lineage: Eukaryota; Metazoa; Chordata; Mammalia; Microbiotheria; Microbiotheriidae. The transcript has 2 exons. The coding region runs from base 1 to 780 and encodes 259 amino acids. The record is from RefSeq and is a predicted model, not a curated record.
AUGUAUCUUCUGCUGCUUCAGCUGCUUAUGAUCUCAGGGCUGGGAGAGGCCAGGCAACGAAUGCUACAAAGCAGGGACAAGAGAACCCAGCAUCCGUCUCACGCUUCCAAUGAUCAAGGCCUUGGAGCACUAUCUGUUGAUGUUUUCGAGGAUGCCCAAGAAAAGCCAGACUUGUUUGUAGCCAUACCCCACCUGAUAGACCCUGAGCUAACAGAAGCUCCCAAAGAGCAAAGAGAAAUGUUGUUCAGGUUUAUGUAUACCUCUGAGAAACAGAAGCCAGAAAGGCAUCUAGAAAUAAGGGAUCCUGCUAAAGAGGCCUUCAGACCUAGGACCCCAGCAAAUGCCGAGCCUGAUGGCAAGGAAAUUGAGAACCCCCAUCUCCAGGAAGAAGCACAAAAAUUCUGGCAGUACUUCUUGUUUAGAAAGAGCUCGGCUUCACAGGAGGUCAUCUUGCCCAUCAAAAGCGAUGAAGUAUACCAGGAGACCUGUAGGACAGUACCCUUCUCCCAGACAAUCAUACAUGAUGACUGUGAAAAAGUGGUCAUUCAAAACAACUUAUGCUUUGGGAAAUGUCGGUCUCUUCGUCUCUCUGAGGCUACAGAUCACCAUCAUGCAUUCUGCUCCCACUGUUCACCUACCAAGUUCACAACAAAAGAAUUACUAUUGAACUGCACUGGACCUACCCCUGUGGUCAAGGUGGUGAUGGUUGUGGAGGAAUGCCAGUGUCAAGUCAAGCAAGGUGAAGAUGAGGAACAUUUUCAUUCUGACUCUCAUGUGUAAAAACAUAGUCAGAAUUAUUCUGUUCAAGGGUUAUUUUGUAAAUUUGGGGCCAAUGCUCUCUCCUCCCAGAAACCAAAAAUGAAACAAUGGCAAACAAAUUGACCUUUAAUGGCAGACCACCUGUAACAGCUGGGAGAAGUCCAAUUGUAUUCGGCCUUUGUCAGUUGACAGUGUUUACAUGGAGAUAAAGAACUAUUUUGUUGGUCUCUAGUUUGGGGUCCUUCCCCUCUUAAAUUCUCAGGGUCUCCUCCCUUCAUCAAAGAGACUCAGCUUGACUUCAUGGGCCUCAUCUCAAGCAAUUGACCUUUGGUGAUUUGCAACCCACACAUUGUUGCUUGUGUAGCAAAAGUCAUUUUGAAUAUAUUUUCAUUUUUGUCUCUGUUUACAUCAUAGGUUCUGAACCUGGGAUCUUCAGACCAGAUUUCAAGGGCGGGGUGUGAACUUAGAUGGGGAAAAAAUACAUUUUUGUUUUCACUUACUCCUGGUUUCCUUUGCAAUCCUAGAUGCAUUUAAAAACAUGAUUCUGAGAAGUGGUCAGUAGGAUUCACCAGACCGCCAAAAAGGUCUGUGACAAAAGAAGGAUGAGAACUCUUGGGUUGCGCAAUGUUCCUAUACUAAUAGAUCGUAAGCUCUUGGAGAGCUAGGUAUGUUUUGCUUUUAUAUUUGUAUCUCUGGUGCCUAGAACAUUGCCUAUCAUGAAGUAGGCACUUAAUAAAUUCUUCUCGAAUUUAAUUAAAUAUUGAAAUAACUCUUCAGAAUUUGUAGGUGAAAGGGGAUUCACCACUAGUAGAAACUACAUGCCUAUAGAUAAAUAAGGAUUUAAUGAAAGUAAGAGUGUGAGGGGAGAUAGGUGGUGCAGUGGAUAAAGCACCAGCCCUUGAUUCAGGAGGACCUGAGUUCAAAUCUGGCCUCAGACACUUGACACUUACUAGCUGUGACUCUGAGUAAGUCACUUAAUGCUCAUUGUCUCCCCCCCCCCACCAAAAAAAGUAAGAGUUUGGUUUUUAGAGGCAGCUACGGGCCCAGUGGUUAGAGCACUGGGCAUAUAGGCAGGAAUAUCCGAGUUCAAAUCUGUCCUCAUUUAUUAGCUGUGCGACUCUGGAUAAGUAGAUUAACUUCAACCCACUGGAGAAGGAAAUGGAAAACUACUCCAGUAUCUUUGCCAAGAAAAUCCCAUGGCCAGUAUUAUCCAUGGGGUCAUAAAGAGUUGGACUCGACUGAACAAGAGCAAGUUUUUGGUGUUGGUUAGCAAAUUGGAUUUCCAGGUUUGGAUGAGGCUUUUCUUCUAAUGUAAAAAAAAUAAUCUAAACUGUGAAUCUUAGUUAUGAAGUGAUGUAAUGAAACUGGGGGCAAAUGACCAGUGUUGGAAACUGAAGCAUGCUGGAAAAGUUAGUGGCAUUUUUUAAAGCUUCUCCUGUUAUCAUUGUCAAAAAUGUUAGAGCUAGAAGAGACCUCAAAAUUACUGAAUGCAAUCAUCACAUUUUUAUGGACGAUCAAAUUGAGCCCCAGGACAUGACCUGCCCAAUGUGACACAGGUAUGCAUGGUCAGAGUAGAAUUCGAACCUGUUUAUCCUGAUCUUCUGUCAAACGAGUAAUCUCUGUAUCCCAAGUUUACUGGUCCUGACACAUGGACCAGUGUUUAAGUGCCAAGUUCAGGGAUUUUCCAGUAAACUGUGCUGCUUUGCUAUUCCAUAUGUAAAAUAGCCCAAAUGUAUGUAUUUAGUUUUGGCUCGUAAUCUCCCAUUCUUCCAUCUCUCUGCUCUUGUCUCAGUCUGCUUUUUACA